Molecule: messenger RNA, 3253 nt
Organism: Lottia gigantea (owl limpet)
Lineage: Eukaryota; Metazoa; Mollusca; Gastropoda; Lottiidae
Exons: 21
Coding region: 204-2861 (885 amino acids)
Biological process (GO): cytoplasmic stress granule assembly
Cellular component (GO): cytoplasmic stress granule
Molecular function (GO): RNA binding
Source: RefSeq, a predicted model, not a curated record
CUUUCCUACGCGUGUCGUACUCGGUCUCUGGCUCGAUCCAGCUGACCAAUAAUUUCUUAUUCAACUGUAUUAUCGUUCUGAAAUAUAAGGCUUUUAACCAACUAUUUCAUGCGUUGACCCGAGGUUCGGUUUAUAUAUUAGACAACGGUAAAUUGGGCAUGUUUUCUUAAUUGGUGGUAAAAUUGGGACUCAAAACGACCGAUAUGUCCACCAUUGUGAAUAAUAGGAGAACUGCAUCAUCCACCAAAGGAAGGCAACCUGCACCAUCCAGGAAUUUCCCUCCAAAGAAAAAUUCAAUAGAUAAACCUGUGCCAACUGAAGGUGUUUAUGGAGAUGCUAGGUUUACUCAUGUUGUUUAUACCUUAGUGGGAACAAAUGUACAAGUUCAAGUGAAAAAUGGCAAGGUUUAUGAAGGAAUAUUUAAAACUAUAUCAUCGCAGAUGGAUGUGGUAUUAGAGGUGGCCCAUUUAAAAAUGGAAGGUAAUGGUAGUAGUUGUGGUCCUACACGUGAUACAAUCCUAGAUAAAGUUAUAUUUAAGAAAGAUGAUGUUGUAUCUGUAACUUGUUUGAGUGUGGACUUAGAUUAUGCAGUGAAAGAUACAUUUACUGAUGCUGCUAUAAGUCGUGGUAAUAAUGGUAGUUCAUAUGAUGUUGAACUGCAACCAUGGGAUGGUGAAGCUGGUGAAGAAAUAGGUGGAGGUCUAGAGGAAGGAGAAUCUGCUAAUGGUUGGGAUGUAAAUGAAAUGUUUAAAACCAACCAAGAACAAUUUAGUGUAAAAUCUUCAUAUGAUGAAAAUCUAUCUCAAUACACUUUCUUGUUGAGUGAAAGUAUGUGUGAAAGAGUUGAAAUAACAGGAGUGUCAAGUACAUGUACUGUAUUAAAUAAAGCUGAUACCAAAGAAUAUCGUAAACGUGAAGAAGAUGCUAGAAGAAUUGCAAGAGAGAUAGAACGUAGUGAAGAUUAUAGAAAACAUAUUGAUUUAGAAAAUGGUGAUGAUGAAGAAGCAUUAUUUAGUUCUGUUCAUCGACCAUCUUCUACUACUAAUCAAUCUGGAGAGAAGAAGUAUAUUCCCCCACAGAGAAGAAAUAAUAAUAAUAUGACUAAAGGUCAAGGUAAUAAUGGUGUUGAUAAUGGAAGUUUUCAACAAGUACAAAGAUCUAAUCAUAAUAAUAAACACAGACAAUCUGGUGUACAGCAUCAUCAACACCAGCUUUCUCCUUCCCCACAACAUCAUCACUCUCCCCAGCACUCCCAUCAAACUAACUAUCCCCCUAGACACCAACAACAACAUCAUCAACAACAGCAACAACCACUGGCACAUCAACAGCAACACCAACAAGUGAAGGCAACUGUUGUUCAUGUGACUUCUCCACCAGGACAGCAGACGUCACAAGCUACAAGUAAUAAAGAAGAACAGAAUAAUAAGUUAAACGGGCAAGAGAACAGUGGUACAGCUCAAGAUAUAUCUAUAGCAAAACCAACUAGUCAGAGUGGGGUGUCAUCUCCUGUUUCAGUCCCCCUUCAACAACAACAACAACAGCAACAACAGCAAGAAUCAAAUGAUAAUAAACGAUUACCCCGUCAACCUGUUAAUAAAAAUACCAAAUCUGCUAAGAUUGACGAAUUAAAAGAAUUUCAAGAUCAAUUUAAGUUAGAGAACCAGAAAGAAAGUGAUAGAAAGACAGCUACUGUAGAAAUAGAUAAUAAACCUGAAACAGACAAUAAAACUGUAGAUAAUAGUAAUAAUGAUAAUAAAACAAAUGAAAGGUUAGAUGUACAACCAACAGAAGAGGAGAGUGGUGAACAGUCAGGAAAAGUGACUCCUGCAAAAUUUGCUUUAAAUCCAUAUGCAAAGGUAUUCACACCAAACCCAUGUUCAUCACCGGCAAGGGUUCAUCCAACCCAAUCACCAACACCUCCACGGCCUCAAGCACAGAGUCCAGUUGUCAUGCCAUCAUAUAUGUAUGUACACCAACCGCCUGUUACUAGGCCUUAUCAACAAAGUAAAAAGGCGGUGGUUUCAGCUUAUCCAAAUCAAGAUCCUAGACAAGCUGCUCAACAUGCUACUGGUCAGCCAUUAUUGGCUAGUACAUUACAACCACAACAAUAUUUACCCUAUAUUAUGCCAUCUCAGAUGAUACCACAACAGGGCUACACUAUGAUGAAUCAACAUGCAAGGAUGAUGAACCCAGCAGCUAUGGGUCCCGCAUCUACCACUGGUAUAGAUCCUAAUCAGGCCAAUUCUCAACAAAUAUAUAUGUCACAGCCAGGGCCGCAUGCUAUCCAAGCUCACAUGACCCAGCAGGCUAUUCAACAAUCACAGCAACAACAUGUAGCUCAUCCAGCUGGUGCUCCACAAACACCAGGAGUUCAAAUGACUCAAGUAACUGGUCAUCACCCAGCUGCUAGCCCUGUCCAACAUGUUCAAGGAGGUCAAGCAAAUCAUCCGGGGCAGGUUCCCCCACCAGCGGGCACACCACAGCCUUUAAAUUACUCUCAGAUUAAUUUACCAGGGCAUAUGCAGGGGUCUCACAACCCUACCUCUCCUCAAACCAUACAUGCCUCACACCCCUAUAAUUCCCAUCCCCAAUUCACCUUUUCACAAGGUCAGCCGACAUCGGUGUCACAUGCAAUGUCAAUGCCGAGUCUGAUGCCAUCUCAACCUUUACCUGUUUAUAUGAUGCAACCACCACCAUCAAACCAAGUACAACAGCACCAAUUCCAGACACAUAUGACAGGUGCUCCUAUACCAGGACAAGGGGGUCAUAUAAUGCAUCAUGGUGUACCAGGUCAAGUACAGUAUGUUCCACAUGUGCCAUCCCAAGGACCGCAAGUUAUACAGUACCCUCCAGGUCAAUGAAGGUAAUGUGUGACACAAAAUGUGUGGUUGAUUUGUGCCCUGCCAUGUAGUUUGUGUAUUGAAAAUAAAAAAAAAUUGGAAUUCAGAUGUGAAAAAAAGAUAUAAUGUAUUCUAGAAGACUACAAUACCUGUGUUAAAGAAGAUGAUGACGUAAUAUUUCAAGUUGAGAAUGUGAUAGUAAAAUGAACAAUUAAAUUAAAUGACAAUUUACUAUCAAAUCUGACAUGUUUUUAAAAUAAAAUGUGAACGGCAACGGUAACACUUGCAGUAAUUUAUACCAGCACAGGUUGUCUAUUCAAAUAAUACUGCAGUGUGAUUUUGUAGAAAAAAAAUUAAAAAACCAAAAAAAAAGAAAAAAUACCAAAAAAAAAACCUUUAAAAAAAACUCAAAA